GGCGGGGCCUGCGCGCGCAUGCGCCGCGACGGAACGCGCUGGCGGUUGCAGCGAGCCGGUCCCUGCGGGCGUGAGAGUUGCUCUCGGAGGCGGGUAAGGGCGGUUAGGUGCUCCCGGCCACGCUCCCGGCCCCGGGAGAUGUCCUUUGCUCCUCAGAUGUAAUGCACUUUAAAUUUGUUAUUCAACAGUGAAAAUGAGUCAUACAGAGGUUAAAUUGAAAAUACCUUUUGGGAAUAAAUUACUAGAUGCUGUUUGUUUGGUACCUAACAAGAGCUUAACAUAUGGAAUAAUUCUUACACAUGGAGCUUCAGGAGAUAUGAAUCUUCCUCAUUUGAUGUCACUGGCGUCCCAUCUUGCAUCUCAUGGUUUUUUUUGCCUGAGGUUUACCUGUAAAGGCCUUAAUAUUGUACAUAGAAUUAAGGCAUAUAAAUCAGUUUUGAGUUACCUCAAGACCUCAGAAUACAAACUUGCAGGUGUUUUCCUUGGAGGUCGCUCAAUGGGCUCAAGAGCAGCUGCUUCUGUAAUGUGUCAUAUUGAGCCAGCUGAUGCUAAUGAUUUUGUUCGAGGUCUCGUUUGUAUUUCUUAUCCACUGCACCAUCCUAAACAGCAGCAUAAACUUAGAGAUGAAGAUCUCUUUCGUAUAAAAGAUCCUGUACUAUUUGUGUCAGGCUCAGCAGAUGAAAUGUGUGAAAAGAACUUGUUGGAGAAAGUCGCACAGAAAAUGCAAGCUCCUAAUAAAAUCCACUGGAUUGAGAAGGCAAAUCAUUCCAUGGCAGUGAAAGGACGGUCAACGAAUGAUGUUUUCAAAGAAAUAAAUACACAAAUUUUGUUUUGGAUUCAGGAAAUCACUGAAAGGGACAAGAAAUAAUUGUCUUUAGUUAAAAGCCAUGUUAUUUUGAAUACAAAUACAGUUAAUUUGAUAAAGAACAGCAUAACUCUCAGCAUUAUGAGGUAUAUUUUCAACUAACUUAAUGUUCUUUAAUGUUCCCCCAUUUAUAAAACAUGUUUUAAUUGUGAAAUCGAUGUAUUUUACAAAAUGUGUUUUGAAAGCAUAGUUCUAUAAAGAUGAUGCACAAAUGUUGAAGACAGUCUAAAUAUAAUUUAUUUUUAUUAAUAUAGUUAAGUUUGAAAGAAUUAAACAUUUGAAUUUUGUUACAGUGGAA
Messenger RNA from Myotis daubentonii (Daubenton's bat), 1163 nucleotides. RefSeq names its product testis expressed 30 (gene TEX30). NCBI's taxonomy places the organism in Eukaryota, Metazoa, Chordata, Mammalia, Chiroptera, Vespertilionidae. The record is from RefSeq and is a predicted model, not a curated record.